Molecule: messenger RNA, 4498 nt
Organism: Photinus pyralis (common eastern firefly)
Lineage: Eukaryota; Metazoa; Arthropoda; Insecta; Coleoptera; Lampyridae
Product: zinc finger protein 423-like
Exons: 4
Coding region: 332-4132 (1266 amino acids)
Cellular component (GO): nucleus
Molecular function (GO): zinc ion binding
Source: RefSeq, a predicted model, not a curated record
UUUCCACUUUGUGUUAAGUUUCUAGGUAGCACCCUGUAUACUACACAUAGUAGUUCGAUUGUACCAGUACGUGCAACUUCACUGCUAAAUAUGUCAAAAAUGGCAACGCCGCGUUUAACUUAGAAAAUGGCGAUUUUUUUUUGAGGAAAUGAAAAAUUAAACUGUCUGGCUUCGAGGAUACAAAAUUAAUGAAGUAAAGCUCUCUAAUUAUGGUUCAGCGUACGUACUUCGCAAACCUGCCCGAACCUCCAACCGUAGCAGCAAAUACCCCCCAAUUUUCAAACGAAAGGAGAUGAGUUUCGGUGAACUACAACAAACACUUUAAACUACUAUGGACACUAAGAUAUGCAGGAUUUGCGGGAAGCUCAGUGAGAAUUACGUGCACAUUUUCAAAACGGAAGGCUUAAAGAACAAGAUCGAGACAUGCCUCCCCAUAAUCGUGUCCCCCCACUGCCUCCUGCCCGACACGAUCUGCUCGCAAUGUCUGGAAAACGUCGACAAUUUCUACAGCUUCAUUAAAAAUUGCCUGCAAAACAUCAUCGUGCUCGAGGCGCAGUACGACAUAAUGGAGUCGUGCCUGAAGACGAAACGAAAGCACGAGAAGAGCUGCUUUACCGAGUGCAUCACGAUGAGGUACGACAAGAACGUGCAGACCGACGAGGACUUCACCGAUCUACUCCUAAACCGCGAGGACAACUUCAAUCAGCAGAACGCCCUACACUUUAACUUUCUCGAAAUGGAGAAGCUCAGCGCGGCCCUUCUCAACGCCGAGAACAUCCUCAACGGUCGCGACUCCCUGAUCUCGGCGACGAACAAGAACAUCAACCUCUCCUAUGCGCUCGUCAGUUACGACAUCGACUCCGACCUCGAAUCAGAGCCCGACGAGAUGAACGCGGGGCAGGUCGUCCUGAUGCCGAAGAAGAAGAAGGCGGCGGACGAUCGCAAGGACCACCUGAUCAAUGAGAUCACGCAGCGCAAGCAUCUGAAGAGGAAGUGCGAUGAUUUGCCGCUGUCGAACCGUUCGAAGCUGCUGAAAAUCGACGGGAGCAGGCGAAAGAACAGGCAGCCGAAGAAGUUGGAGGCGAAGAAUUGCGAUUAUACGGAGGAGGACAAGCUGGCCGUUAUGCAGCAGGUGGAGAAGGAGAUAAACAGCGCGUUUCCGCAAUUGUGCCUCCUGUGCGAUCUUCAGUUUUCGGGGGCGUCGACGCUCGCCGCUCACAUCUACGAGAUGCACGGUAUCGAUAUGGCCCAGGUCGUCUCGUCCGAGCCCGUCUUGGAGAGGAAGAAAAAGCUGCCGAACUUGGUCAAGAUUACGGACUUGAAGAAACCCGAGCAAGAUGUGGGUAAGGAGGAAACCUUGUCCACGACCUUGUGCCCGGUAUGUCUAACGGUCGUGACAAAUCGUACGGAGUUGUUCGUUCACUUGAGAUCGAAUCAUCAAAAAUACGCGGCGCUCAUGUGCGGCCUGUGCCUGCACAUCGCCACGACGUUCGGCGAUCUCGCGAGUCACCUGGAGACCUGCAGGUCGCAACACGAGCUCGCGUCGAAAUACAUCUGCAAAAUUUGCUCAUAUCACGACGACAACUCGCAGACCGUCGAAAAUCACGUUCCUGUCCACGAUUUCGUUUUAGAAUUUUGCAAAAGACAGUUGAAGAUGUUCGACCCCUGCGAUUACGUCGAGAUCAACAAGAAAGUCGAUCACGUGAAGACGCUGACGUGCACGGAUUGCGAUCAAGGCGGCUUCGUUACGUUUAAAGAGUUCAGUAUGCACCGUCGCGUUCAACAUCAGAUCUUUCACUGCGACUUGUGCACCAAGUUCUACGGGCGCAACUCUCACCUGUGGAAGCACGUGAAUCGAGUGCACAAGGGACACCCGAGCAUCACCUGCCAACUCUGUCACAAGACCAGCGCGUCUAAGUACCACCUCGCGCAGCACUUCAACAAAAUCCACACCGUCAAGGCGGCGAAGCAGAGGAGCGACGUCGACGGUUUCGUCGAUUUUCGUCCCAAGCAGGAAGUGCCCCGAGUCGACGAGAUUCUAGAUUCGGUCAGUGACGACGAUUGCGACGCGGAGAAAAUGAAAACCGAAAUCAAAUGCGAGAUGCUCGAUUGUUCCGAUUUUGAGCUGUACGUCAAUGAGAUCGACGACGUGCCGGAGAAGAAGAAGGCCGAGGCCUCCGCGCCUCUCCCGAAAGAAAUCGACUCGACCAGCGAUCUCUACACGAACAUCAUCACCAAUUACACGCCCCCUCAGAACGAGGGCGAAUACAAGUGCCCGAAGUGUUUCAAGGGCUUUCACAAGAAGACGCUGCUGAAGAAGCACAAGAAGAACUGCAGACCUCGACUGCAGAAGGACCUGCUGACGCGGUGCAAGACCUGCUGUCGAAUUUUCAAGGACAGGCAGAGCUUGACGAAGCACCUGAUCAACUAUCACUCGGAGUACACGUGCGAGAUUUGCGGCCAGAAGGUGCAGAGUAAGUGCGAGAUCGUCUCGCACAUCCGCUUCUCGCAUCCCAAUUGUCACCUCUUCUGUUAUUGCGGCAACAUUUUGCGCAGCAAGACGGACCUGGCCGAGCACAAGAGCGACCAUCGCAACUCGUUCGUGUGCCAGUUCUGCGCUGACCUGCUGCCUACGAAGAUUAAGCUGAAAAUGCACAUUUUGAGUUUGCACCGCAAGAUACUCAGCUUGAGCUGCGGCAUUUGCUUGAAGCUCUUCGAGACGCAGCACAUCCUCCGCGACCACGUCCGCCUGGUGCACAAGGACGAGUUGUCGCCGUUGACCUCGUGUACGGUUUGCGGCAAAAAUUACGGCUCGAAAUGGAAAACCUACGAUCAUCUGAAUAAGUCGCACGGUCGCAUAUUUAAGGCGUGCAAGUCGUGCCUUGAGGUUUUCGAUGACGAACAGCAGUUACAGAAGCAUUUCGAAACGAUCCACGUGAACGCUCCGACUAAAACCGUCGUGCAGGCUUCGGCAAACUCCGCGCAAGUUUACGACAGCGACAUCGAUCACGGCCAGGAGGAGAACUACGACAAACAGUCGACGAGCGACGGGUCUAACGACGCAAAGACCUUCAACACGAGCGAGGAGGACGACAUGGUAACCACGAACUUUCCCGAACUCUCCCUGGACAGGCUGUCCCUGUUGGAGAAGCGACUGAUGGGUAACAAGAAGUCGCCCGACGAAGAGGCGAGCAUUCCCGGCGUCUUCACCUCCGGCAACCUUCAAAUUAAGAAGAAAUCUGACGCGAAGCCCAAGAAAUUAAAGCCGCACUCCGCCAAAAGCGAAACCGACCAAAAUCCCCUCCAAAAUAGCUCCAAGCGAAUGGUCUACGUCAACAGCAACGACCCCUCCCUGUGCGAGAUAUGCCUGAAAAUGUGGCCGGCGAAGAAACACCUGUGGCAGCACUACAUCCGAUGCCACAAGACCGUCGCGGCGACCGUGUGUGGCAUCUGCCUUAAAACGAACGAGGACUACAAGUCGCUUCAGGCGCACCUCCUCGAAAACCACCCGACCCUCCUCCACGGGCAGGGCUUCGGAUCGAACUUCAUCUGUCGAAUAUGCGGCCGCUAUCACAACGCGAGCUCGAAACUAAAGCUCCACAUGGCCAUCCACGAGAGCUUCGACUGGACGAUUCUCGACGACGACUCGCGAAAGGAAAAGCCGAACAACGGCUACCCGGAGAACGGCUUCGCGAUGGUCAAGAGCGAGAGCAUCAACUUCGAGAGCCUGAUCGAGCAGGUCGAGUGCUCGUCCGAUUCGGAGGCGAACUCGACGUCGGACGAUUCGGACGGCGACGAGUCGACGAUCCUGCACGACAUGCUUCGCGUCAAGGAGGAGUACUCGUCGUCGGAGAGCGAGUCGAACGACAGCAGCUCGGACACGGACAGCGAUCUGAUCAAGACGACCGACGACAGCUCGCAGUUCUCGCGCUCGUCGAAGAGUCCGCCGGCGGCGAGUAACGGCACGCUCGGACUGGCGCGAAGAUCGGACGAGCUCGACUCGGCGAUACGAUCGAUCAGUUACGAGCCGGUCGACGAGGUCCGCGAGCCGCUCGCCGACGAUAUCUGCGACGUACACCCCCAAAUUCUAAAUCAGCACGAGAUUCAAUCGGCCGUUGAUAGUAUCUUAUAAGUAUAUUCGUUUUGUAUCUUGAAGUAUUAAGUGGUGUGCCAUAUGCAAGUUGACGUUUAUUGUGAUGUUCCUCCUUUUUUACCAUUUGAUAUUAAAAGUGUAUCUCUAUUUUUUGUAGUCGUGUAGAUAAUCGCACAGACACACUGUCAUUCCGUUGCAAAAUAAUCUCAGUAUUUUUUACAAUAGCAACAGUUGAUUUGUGAUUUUUUACGUAUCUCUUUAGGUAAGAUUAGCGUACGAGACUUUUUGAAGACUGUUAUUUUGUAUGGAUCCUAUUUACGCUUUCUAGCUAGAUUUAAGUAGAAUUAUCUUUCGGUUCAGUUCGCCUUAAGGCUUUUCUCGUAGUUUACUUUUGUACUGUUGUAA